This is a messenger RNA of Zasmidium cellare ATCC 36951, 444 nucleotides long. RefSeq lists its product as uncharacterized. The transcript has a single exon. The coding region runs from base 1 to 444 and encodes 147 amino acids. Lineage: Eukaryota; Fungi; Ascomycota; Dothideomycetes; Mycosphaerellales; Mycosphaerellaceae. The record is from RefSeq and is a predicted model, not a curated record.
AUGGAUACUCCCAUCGAGAAGUCGGCAGAUGCCGAGCAUUUAGAAGCUCUCUGUCACAGCUUCGUCAACGCCUGCAACACCCGCCGAUUAGAUCGAGCAAACCCAGUCUGGGACGCCUACGCACCAACAUUCCGCGCAGAACCUGAUCUGGACCCCAAUCAAAAGAUCGUAAACCUCGAGGAACUCCUGGCGCAGAUUAGGGAAGUCAUCGCUGCAAAUCCGGCUCAUCAGAUUGAGAUUUUCUCCUUCGAUGUCAAAAUCACGGAGAAGACCGGGAAUGCGCAUGUUUUUAUGACUACGGAGAUCACGGGGUGUCCGGAGGGUGUGAGGAGGCAGAAUGCGGUAAUUUUUGAGUUUAGGAAGAUUGAAGGAAAGUGGAAAGCGAUUUGGUAUAGAGGAUUGCGAGGGACUGGUGGCUUGGAUAGUGGGUUCGGCGGCCUGUAG